Dipodomys spectabilis (banner-tailed kangaroo rat) is the source of this 1332-nucleotide messenger RNA. It is a transcript of the gene Cda, whose product is annotated as cytidine deaminase. Bases 60 to 500 code for a protein of 146 amino acids. Lineage: Eukaryota; Metazoa; Chordata; Mammalia; Rodentia; Heteromyidae. The transcript has 4 exons. Gene Ontology annotation, molecular function: cytidine deaminase activity; zinc ion binding. Gene Ontology annotation, cellular component: cytosol. The record is from RefSeq and is a predicted model, not a curated record.
GGCCAGCUCAGGCCAGCAGCUCCCGCUUCUGCUCAUCCGUCCCCGGGACCGGGACCGACAUGGCCCAGGAGCCUCCCUCCUGCGCCCUGGAGCCCGAGCACGUCCAGCGGCUUCUGCUGUCCUCCCGCGAGGCCAAGAAGUCAGCCUACUGUCCCUACAGCCACUUCCCCGUGGGGGCCGCCCUGCUCACCCGCGAUGGGAGGGUCUUCUCUGGAUGCAACAUAGAAAAUGCUUGCUACCCUCUGAGCGUGUGUGCUGAGCGGACUGCCAUCCAGAAGGCCAUCUCAGAAGGGCACAAGGAUUUCAGGGCCAUAGCUAUCUCCAGUGACCUGCAAGAUGACUUCAUCUCACCAUGUGGAGGCUGCAGGCAAGUCAUGAGAGAGUUUGGCAGUGACUGGGCCGUGUACAUGACCAAGCCGGAUGGUACCUAUGUUGUCAGGACAGUUCAGGAGCUGCUGCCAGCCUCUUUCGGGCCAGAAGACCUGCAGAAGACCCACUGAUGGAUGGCCAGAGAACACCCACUGCCUUGGAGAGCCAGGGUUCUCCCAAGGCCUAGAAGAGAUAGCCCUCAGAACCAUCAUAAAGCCUGGGGUCAUCUGACAAAUGCAAUUCAACCCUCCAAGGGCUGGGAGGUAACUUUUCCAGAUGACACUCAAGCACCAUGGAUUUCACCAAGCCUGACCCAGAGCCCCUCCUCCAAAUCCCUGCACCCUGGGAACCCAGACCACUGCAACCAUCUUUAAAAUACCAAGCCUGGCCUGCUUUCCCACCAGCCUCUCUGAGCUUUUGUCUUGUGCUGAUCGUAAACAUCACAGAGCAUUCUGAUUCAGAAGAACAGGCUUUCCUCAUCUCUAUUGCUGCUGGCAGCUUUUAAGAGGGACAGACAAGGUAGAAAGAGCUUGGCAAGUUCUGCUGGAAGACAAGACACCUCAGAACCAGGUGCCUUCUGGGUGGAGUCUGAGUCUGUGUGCUUCUUGCUCCCAGAUGGGAGACCUGUAGGCUGGGCUGACUGGUGGUUCCCAUCCUUAUAUAAUUGACAUCUGGGAUGGCCCUCCAAGGCUCAUGUGUUAAAAGCUUGGCACCAGCCUGUUGAACUAUUGGGAGGUGGUGGACCUUUAAGAGGUGAGGCCUAGUGGGAGGAAGAGAGCUCCGUGGGGGCAUGUCCUCAGAGGGGAGGGGAGGAACCUAGUCCCUUCCUCUUCCUAUUUCUAACUUCCAAGUCAUGAGAUGAGCAUGUUUUUCCUCUUGCCAGAAGUUGUGCUGCCUCUCCAGCCAGAGGCCUCAAGAGCAGUGGGUCCACCCAACCAUGGCCAAAAUAAACCUUUUCUUCUU